UCCCCGGCUCCGGGCGCGGCUGUCCGGCCGCCACCCCUCCUGCUCGGCCGCCGCCGCCGCCGCCAUGGCCAAUGACAGCGGCGGGCCCGGCGGGCCCAGCCCGAGCGAGCGAGACCGGCAGUACUGCGAGCUGUGCGGGAAGAUGGAGAACCUGCUGCGCUGCAGCCGCUGCCGCAGCUCCUUCUACUGCUGCAAGGAGCACCAGCGGCAGGACUGGAAGAAGCACAAGCUCGUGUGCCAGGGCGGCGAGGGCGCCCACGGAGCCGGCCCGCACCAGCACCCCGGCCCCGCGCCGCCGGCCGCCGCGCCGCCGCCCAGGGCCGGGGCCCGCGAGGCCAGGAAGGCAGCGGCGCCCCGGGACGCGGCCAAGGCAAAGGCCAAGCCCGCGGCCGAGCCCGCGGCGGCCGCGUCCCCGCCUCGCGCGGCCGGCGGCGGCCGGGGCCCGACGGUGGCGGCCGAGGCGGAGCCCGGGAAGGAGGAGCCGCCGGGCCGCGCGUCGCUGUUUCAGGAGAAGGCGAACCUGUACCCCCCGAGCAACACGCCCGGCGAGGGGCUGAGCCACGGCGGCGGCCUGCGGCCCAACGGGCAGACGAAGCCGCUGCCGGCGCUGAAGCUGGCGCUCGAGUACAUCGUGCCGUGCAUGAACAAGCACGGCAUCUGCGUGGUGGACGACUUCCUGGGCAAGGAGACCGGGCAGCAGAUCGGCGACGAGGUGCGCGCGCUGCACGACACGGGCAAGUUCACGGACGGGCAGCUGGUCAGCCAGAAGAGCGACUCGUCCAAGGACAUCCGAGGCGAUAAGAUCACCUGGAUCGAGGGCAAGGAGCCCGGCUGCGAAACCAUUGGGCUGCUCAUGAGCAGCAUGGACGACCUGAUCCGCCACUGUAACGGGAAGCUGGGCAACUACAAAAUCAAUGGCCGGACGAAAGCUAUGGUUGCUUGUUAUCCAGGCAAUGGAACGGGUUAUGUACGUCAUGUUGAUAAUCCAAAUGGAGAUGGAAGAUGUGUGACAUGUAUAUAUUAUCUUAAUAAAGACUGGGAUGCCAAGGUAAGUGGAGGUAUACUUCGAAUUUUUCCAGAAGGCAAAGCCCAGUUUGCUGACAUUGAACCCAAAUUUGAUAGACUGCUGUUUUUCUGGUCUGACCGUCGCAACCCUCAUGAAGUACAACCAGCAUAUGCUACAAGGUACGCAAUAACUGUUUGGUAUUUUGAUGCAGAUGAGAGAGCACGAGCUAAAGUAAAAUAUCUAACAGGUGAAAAGGGUGUGAGGGUUGAACUCAAUAAACCUUCCGAUUCAAUCAGUAAAGACGUCUUAUAGAGCCUUUGAUCCAGCAAUACCCCACUUCAUCUUCAAUGAUUGUUGAUGCUGUUUGUUAACUUGUGAAUACAAUAAAUGGGAUAAAGAAAAAUAGACCACCAGUUGACAUUUUAAUAAGGAAACAAACAACUUUUUUGUGUUGCAUCAAACAGAAGAUUUUGACUGCUGUGACAUUUAUACUGCAUGAUCGACUCCAAAUCUGUGACCGCUCACGGGAAGAAGAUAAGCUACCAAAUGAAAAUGGUUUUCCCAUCUGGACAGGAAAUAAGUGCCCUAUGUAGGAUUUUUUUCAUUCUUAUAUUUUCCCAGAUCUGUCAUCUAGCUGAAUUCAUUUCACCUCUCCCUUUUUUUAUAUCAAGUUUGAAUUUGGGAUAAUUUUUCUAUGAUUAGGUACAAUUUAUCAAAACUGAAUUGAGAAAAAAAUUACAGUAUUAUUUCUCAAAAUAACAUCAAUCUAUUUUUGUAAACCUCUUCAUACUAUUAAAUUUUGCCCUAAAAGACCUCUCAAUGAUGAUUGUUGCCAGUGACCGAUGAUUAAUUUUCUUUUUACUUAAAAUAAGAAAAGGAGCACUUUAAUUACAACUGAAAAAUGAGAUUGUUUUGUAGUCAUAUCUUACACUAAUUUGAACUCUUAAAGAUUGCUGCUGUCUUUUUUUCACAUUGUUAAUAAUGAAACCUAACAGUAAAAUAGUCACCAUUUUACUACCAAUAACUUUUAGUUCAUGUUUUACAGGAAAAAAUACACAGUAAGAAGGGUUUCUCUUUUAAGUUAAAUUUUUUAAAAAACUAAAAUGACUGGCACUAAAUAAAUGAACUUGAGCUUGUCUUUAACUUCAAGUUCCUAAGAUAAAGGGCUUUUUCUUAAGCUUUCAGGUUUAUCCUGCAGAUGUAGACAAUAAUGUCCCUUUUCUAACCUUUGCUUCUCCUCCGAUUGAUUGUACUUCCAGAUCUGCUGUUGUGUUUUCUUCCUAAUACUAUGAUUCAUCUGAUCUGCAGAUCAGAACCUUGUUUCUGUUGACGAGUAUCAAGGGGAGAUCACAUGUGCAUUGAGCCGGCGUGUGUUGUUGGAGAUGUGGUGUUGAGUGACUCAGACAGCUGCUGAGGCAUUCCCCAGAUGUGAUGCCAGCCUUCUUACCAGUGCUGAAAGAUGUGUAGCAUAGAGAAACAAAAAAAGCCCAAACCAGAUAAUUUUAUUUUUAUGUUUUAUGGGUUUUUUUUUUUUUUUUUACUUUUUAGACCAAGAGGAAUAUUACAAAAUCACACAAGGCUUCCCAGACUUCUGUUAUGUAAAGAAUGAAUUGGGAUGCAUGUCUUAGACUUCAGUUUCCUAGGUUCUCUGUAGCAAAGCCCAAAGGGUGGUCUCCAUAUUUUGCAUGAAUUAUGGGUGUAAGUCCUUGCCCACUUAGGUUUUCUAUCUCUGUCCUUGGUCUUCUUUGCCAAAAUGUGAGUAUACAGAAAUUUUCUGUAUAUUUCAACUUUAAGACAUUUUUAGCAUCUGUAUAGUUUGUAUUCAAUUAGAGACCUUUUCUAUGGAAAGCUCAGUAAUUUUUAUUAAAAGAUUGCUAUUGUUCAUGUAAAACAUGAAAAAAAUUGCUUAGUGAAAAACUGACGGUGUGAACUUAGGGUGGGAUUAAAUAUUCAGUACUGUGAUCUCACUUAGGAGAACUUGCAGGAGAACGUGACAGUUUACUGUUGUUUUUCCUCGCCCAUGUUCAAUUUUAUUCCACUUCCUCUCCUUCGCUGCAGAUGACAACAAAACAUCUCUACAGUAAGUGCCUCUGUCAGCCCAGCCCGGGAAUGCGAGUUGUCUUUGCCAUCUGGUGUAUAAGUGCAGUGUUAGGCCACAACUCAAAAGCACUGUCAUUUUUAGGGUUAGUAGAAAUUGUUUCAUGUUGGUGGGAGGUUUGUUUGAUCGUCAAGAUGUACAGCAGCAGCCUUUUAAUUUGGGAGCCCCUGUUGUCAUUCCAGUGUGUACCUCUACAGGUGUACCAAGUAUCAGAUUCUAUUAUCUGUGGGUCGUGCUUGCCAGACAGGUCUUAACUUGUAUAUUUUUUGGAAAAGUUUAUAUACUUCCUUGGAAAUCGUUGUGAAAAGAUCAAGAAAUCAGGAUAGCCAUUUCUUUAAUAUCCAUUUAAAAUCUAUUCAUUUCCUGUUAGUGGGAACGUUAACUCGUCACCAAGCAGGACUCUAAAACAAAAUUUAAAACUAUUUGUGGCCUAUAUGUGUUUAAUCCUGGUUAAAGAUAAAGCUUCAUAAUGCUGUUUUUAUUCAACACAUUAACCAGCUGUAAAACACAGACCUUUAUCAAUAGCAGGCAGAGAAUUUCAGGAUUCGUAUCCAGAUAGACCAUAAAGUCAUGUCAUUUGAAAAGCGGUGUUUUGUUAUGAAAAGAGCUCUCAAGUUGCUUGUAAAGCUAAUCUAAUUAAAAAGAUGUAUAAAUGUUCUUGAAAAAA
Lemur catta (Ring-tailed lemur) is the source of this 3771-nucleotide messenger RNA. RefSeq names its product egl-9 family hypoxia inducible factor 1 (gene EGLN1). Gene Ontology annotation, cellular component: cytoplasm; nucleus. The record is from RefSeq and is a predicted model, not a curated record. Bases 65 to 1318 code for a protein of 417 amino acids. The transcript is spliced from 5 exons. Lineage: Eukaryota; Metazoa; Chordata; Mammalia; Primates; Lemuridae. Gene Ontology annotation, molecular function: ferrous iron binding; L-ascorbic acid binding; peptidyl-proline 4-dioxygenase activity. Gene Ontology annotation, biological process: peptidyl-proline hydroxylation to 4-hydroxy-L-proline; cellular response to hypoxia.